Rhodotorula toruloides NP11 is the source of this 2574-nucleotide messenger RNA. Its product is annotated as cleavage and polyadenylation specificity factor subunit 3. The record is from RefSeq and is a predicted model, not a curated record. Gene Ontology annotation, cellular component: mRNA cleavage and polyadenylation specificity factor complex. Gene Ontology annotation, biological process: mRNA 3'-end processing by stem-loop binding and cleavage. Lineage: Eukaryota; Fungi; Basidiomycota; Microbotryomycetes; Sporidiobolales; Sporidiobolaceae. Gene Ontology annotation, molecular function: RNA binding; 5'-3' exonuclease activity; RNA endonuclease activity. The transcript is spliced from 13 exons. The coding region runs from base 1 to 2574 and encodes 857 amino acids.
AUGGCGCCGACGAAGCGCAAGGGACCUGGGGACACGGUGGGAGUGGCUCAGAUCAACCCAGAAGGCAUCACGGGGCUCGACGAUGAGAUGGAGGUGCAGCUGCUUGGCGCGGGACAAGAGGUUGGGAGGUCUUGUUGCGUCAUUCGGUACAAAGGAAGGACGAUCGUGUGCGAUGCGGGCGUCCACCCCGCUUUCUCCGGCAUGGCGGCCCUCCCCUUCCUCGACGAACUCGACUGGUCAACGGUCGAUGCCAUCCUCAUCACGCACUUCCACCUCGACCACGCCGCUUGUCUGACCUACGUGAUGGAGAAGACCAACUUCAAGGAAGGCAACGGCGUCGUGUACAUGUCGCAUCCGACGAAGGCCGUCUACCGCUACCUCAUGAGCGAUUUUGUCCGCGUCUCGACCGCUGGCAGCGACGACAACCUCUUCACCGAAUCCGAGAUGCUCGCCUCCUUCGACCAGAUCCAAUCCUUCGACUUCGAGCAGGAAAUCCUCCUCCCGCCUUCAUCCUCCUCAUCCGCCUCCGUCCGCUUCACCUCCUUCGCCGCCGGCCACGUCCUUGGUGCAUGCAUGUUUCUGAUUGAGGUUGCCGGCGCAAGGGUGCUAUAUACGGGAGACUACUCGACAGAGGAGGACCGCCAUCUUGUGCCGGCGAAGGUGCCGAAUUGGGAGCGACCGCCGGAUGUCAUGAUCUGCGAGUCGACCUAUGGUGUCCAAUCGCACGAGCCCCGGCUGGAGAAGGAGGCGCAGUUCACCAACCUCGUAAGAUCGAUCUUGAAGCGAGGUGGACGCGUUCUCCUCCCGGUCUUCGCCCUCGGCCGAGCGCAAGAACUGCUCCUCAUCCUUGACGAGUACUGGGCGGAACACCCAGAACUCCAGCACAUCCCCAUCUAUUACGUCUCGAGCCUGGCGAUCAAGUGUAUGGACGUUUACCGGCAGUACAUUCACACGAUGUCGCCUAACGUCCGCUCGAAGUUCGCUCGCGGCAUCAACCCCUUCGACUUCAAGCGCAAAGACUCCUUCAUCCGCCCGCUUGACCGUGGCAUCUCGAAGCUGAAUGACCGCAACCCCUGCGUCGUCAUGGCCUCACCCGGUUUCUUGACCAGCGGAGUCAGUCGCGAGCUGUUGGAGAAGUGGGCGCCGGAUCCGAGGAACGGGCUGAUCAUCACGGGAUAUAGCGUCGAGGGUGUGAUGGCGAGGACCAUCAUGAACGAGCCGACGGAGAUUGCUGCGCUGAACGGAGGCGCCAAGAUUGCGAGGCGAUUAUCUGUCGACUACAUCUCGUUCUCCGCGCACGUCGACUACACGCAGAACUCGAAGUUCAUCGACGAGGUCAUGCCUUCGCACCUCAUCCUCGUUCACGGCGAGGUCAACAACAUGUCUCGCCUGCGCGCUGCCCUCAAAACCCGCUUUGCCGAACGCAAGAAUGACGUUCAGAUCUAUACACCUCGAAACGUUGAGACCGUCAAGCUCAAGUUCCGCGGCGAGCGCAUGGCAAAGGCCCUCGGCUCGCUCGCGCAGACCGCGCCGACUCCCGCUACUCCCCUUUCCGGCCUUCUCGUCUCGAAAGACUUCUCCUACACGCUCCUCUCGCCUGCCGACCUGCGCGAGUUCACCGGUCUCUCGACCUCGCUCAUCCUCCAACGACAGCGCCUUGCGCUCUCCGUCUCGUGGGAUCUCGUGCGUUGGCACUUACAGGGCAUGUACGGGAAGAUCAAGGAGGGUCGGGAUGCGGAGGGUACGCCGACGAUGCGUGUGAUGGAGACCGUUGAUGUCAAGAUGACGGACAAGCACGAGCUCGCGAUCGAGUGGGUCGGCGGCGUCACGAACGACAUGAUUGCAGAUUCGGUGCUGGCGGUCGUGCUGGGCAUCGAGGGGAGUCCGGCGAGCGUGAAGAAAACGAUCGACGACCACCCUCAUCACCACCCGCACCCGCACCCCUACGCUGAAGCGCCGACGCCUCCCGCAACUUCCGACGAGCCUGAAGCCGCGAAAAUCGAGGAUGAGGAGACCGCCGUCCUUCCUACACGACUGGACCGCCUGAUCGCCUUCCUCGACUCGUAUUUUGGGCAGGUCGAGCUCGUCCGGCCUGAGGAGUUAUCUACAUCGCCUACGAACGGCGACGCGGCGCAAGAAGCGGACGCUGACGUCAAAGACGUUGCCGGGGAGACGGCGGUGAAGAUCGAGGCGGAUGAGAGCGAGCCGGCGGAGAAAGUCGAGGACAAGGCAGAGGCAGAGGCGGAGCGAGAAGCCGCGAAGGAGCGGGAGCGGCUUGAGGAGGAGCGGCAGCGGCCUAGGGCGCCGGUUAUCCGGGUCAAGCUGGACGAGCACUGGGCCGAUGUCAAGGUCGAGGAUUUGACGGUCGUCUCCGACUACACGCCACUGCAGCGCCGGGUUGAGUCGGUCGUACAGAUCGCGAUGGCGAUUGUCACGCCGCUUUCGGCUCUCGCACCGGGCAAAGGAAGCGCAAAGGCGCCCACACUAGCGGACGACUUGCACAAGGUCAAGAAGCGCGCCGGCGAGAACGGACCGGCCUUGCCAGCGGUGCAGGAGGAUGCGACUUCUGCGUAG